Molecule: messenger RNA, 728 nt
Organism: Paramecium octaurelia
Lineage: Eukaryota; Ciliophora; Oligohymenophorea; Peniculida; Parameciidae
Source: the annotation of a GenBank genome assembly
AGAAAUUGGAAAAUCUAUAAUGAAAGGACAACAAACACCAAGUCGUUUUCCAAAAAUUAAUUAAUUUGAGACUCAGUUCUCUCAUUUAUCAUUAAGCAAUUUCUAAGAAUAAAAACAUAAUCCAUCUAUUUGCAAGGGAAUGUUAAGCAUGAUUAAUCCUAAACCUCCCUGUGAAAACAAAAAAAUAAAGCAAUCUAGUAUAUAUUUUAAAGAAUAGGCCAAUUUGAAUAGAAGGCACAUUGUUUAAAGAGAUGUCCAUUAGAAGAGGGCACCAGCUUUGAUUUAGAUUUGGCAGUGUUUAAAAUACGACCCUGUUAAAGGCAAUGUGAACAUAAUCAUAAACAAUGUCCAUAUUUUCAUUCAGAAGGUGAUUUAAGAAGACCAGGCACAUAUUACAAAGCAGAAUUAUGUCCAUAUAAAUUAGAAUAAAAAGAAUGUCCUCAUGGUUAUAGUUGUUGUAAAGCGCAUAAUCAAUAUGAAUUGUUAUAUUAAGAAGACAAUUAUCGAAAACUAUUUUGUCCUUAACCAUAAAAUUGUUGCUUUGGUAUGUAUUGUCCUUAUGCUCAUUUUGAGAAGGACAUCAAAUGUGAGUUGAUCCAUCUAUAUUAGCACGAUUAAGACUAUUAUAUGUUUCAUUAUAAAACUGUUGCUUGUCCCUAUUCACUCUUUAAUCAUAAUUUAGUAAUCUAUAAUUUAAUUAGGUCAACUUGUGAUUAUUAUCAUAAUGA